Vitrella brassicaformis is the source of this 2004-nucleotide messenger RNA. Lineage: Eukaryota; Vitrellaceae. The record is from the annotation of a GenBank genome assembly.
CGCAUGUCUCUCCCGACAUCUCCCGACAGACAAGGACAUAUAUACUUUUAAGAGCAAAUGUCCAUCCGCCCAGCACUUCGUCACGCACAUGUUGCCGGUUGGCCAUCAUAAAACGGACGGCGCUUUCUCAGCCACAGACAGACCCACAAGCAUUCGAUCGCGCCUGGCACACCGAUGGGCACACACACACAGACCGACCGACCGACCGACCGACCGACAGACAGACAGACAAUGCACACACUAUGCGCGGAUGCAUACGCCCCCCCUACACACAUAAAAGACCGACACACUUGGAUUCACACGCACUUGUGCGUCAGUCACGUCACGCACUCACAACUUUCACACGACAGACAGACAGGCGGAUGUUUGUCGACACAAAGAGCCUUCUCCCCUGCCCCUACUGCUCCCCCCCCACACAUACACUCACAUACAGACACAUACACACCAGCAUACAGCACCUCCUGUCUCAGGAUUUGUUGGGCGAGGCGAAAUUGGCCUCGGAAAAAUCACCACACCGGCGACAGCAAUCAAACAGGCAGACCCCUACACGCACGUAACCACCACUGCCUCAAUAAAGACCAUGCCACAUCAUCGCACCCAUAAGCAAAUGGACAGACAGACAGACAGACAGAGCGAGAGGGAAGAGCGAGAGGGCAGGAGCCAAGUCAGUCUGUCAAUGGGCUAUCAGUUCGCUGUCAGCGUCAUGCCGAAAGCGGGCUCAUAGUGGGUGGGCAGGGGGACCUCUUGGAUGAAGCGUCCAUCGGCGGGCGAGUAGAGGCAUUUGGCGCGGCUGUAGCUGAUGAUGGCGAAGCUCAGCUGGAACUUGGUCUUCCCCAGGCUGUCAAAUAGCGUGUGCCAUUCCCCCUGAAAAGCCCAUCACACACAGAGGCAGUGUAUCCAGCAUGAAAUGCAUAUGCAUAUGCGCAGACGCACCGGAUUGUUGACGAGCCAUUCCAGGAGGCGGUCUGUGAUCUGUUUGAGGAUCUCGUUACCGUACUUCAUCAUGCCUUUGUAGAUGGUCAUGACUUGGUUGUAGAGCUCGUUCUUCACAUACGCCAAGGUGAAAGUGCUACCGCCUCCCAUGAAGUCCGCCGCAACCACAGUGGCCACCAUAUUGUAGUCACCAUCAUGUAUCAUGUUGCCUACACACACACACAGCGAACACAUGCACAGACGCACACACGCACUCACAUACACACACACACGGAGCGAUGGCCUAUAUCUGUGCAAUGCGUCCAUCGUUUUUUCGCUCACUCACCCCAGAAGACUGCGCCACACGGGAGUUCGAAAGGGUUGUCUGCCGCCCCCGUAACGCACUUCGUCCCCUUUGUGACCUGGUACUCCACGUCUGCCCGUUUCGCCCCCACGUCGACGCCGCAGUGCUCACAGUAGUCGCCCGCCGCGCGGCAGGCCGCCUCGAACUGAGCAAUGCCUGUGACGCCAUUCGUCGAGAGCUCCACGGCGGCGUCCAGGGCCUCCCGAGGGUUCGAGGGAAUGCUUGACGUUGCGUCCUCCACUUGUUCCCUUGCAUUCCCCACUUGUCGCCCCGCAUUCUCCACUUGUCGCCCCACAUUCCCCGUUUCUCGCUCCACAUCGUCCAACGUGGGGAGUCCGAGGUCAAACCGCAGUUGGCGGCGGUCCUCGCCCUCUGACGAAACCUGAUGGAUGAACACGCAGCAAAGGCAUGCAUAGAGAUGGAUGCCCAUGCAGGCACGGCACAAUCAAUUGCUUACCGACGGCACAGCGCAGGCCACGAGACCAAGGGUCAACAUGAUCAGCUUAGACAUGAUCAUGAUGGAUGGCCGGUGUGUGUACUACCGAUAGUACCGAAACCGGGUGUACACACAAAGAUGCAAAAGAUGGAUGCAGGGCGGGAGGAGGAACUUCAAGGCCUUGAUGGAGACGGGGAAGGCGAAAGUAGGCGGUGUCAUGACGGCUGCCUCUCUCUCUCGAGGAUCAUUUUGCAGCUCGCAAAGGAGGUGCGGGGAAGACACACGUGUGGAC